AUGUCUACGCGUCCUACGACACCGGCCUCUCCGAAGAAUGCCAAAGUCAAGUCACCUGUUCCUGGAAUACCAAUGUUUGGGUGUGAACAUGUACAACGUCUAUUGUCCCAGGGUCAAGAAGUCAUGAAUAGCUCCAUUGCACAUUACAAAAUGAUCCUCCGUGGUAUCUUCGACUCUACCCCGAUUGUCCCUCAAACAUCAACGAACCAGGAAGGUCGACCAAUCACAUCAUUGACAUCGAACUAUCUCUGCCUCCAGUGUCCAACUACUGUCACUGAAGAAGACCGUCUUAGACAUGGAACAAAAAAAUCUCACAGGUUCUAUGUGGACUCUCGAAGCGGAUCUCUGUAUUGCCAAAUAUGUGAUGACCUCGUGUGGGACCCAACGUUAGAAGAACUUCGCGUGCGGAAGAUUGGGACAGGUUCAUUCUCAGGACGAAAGAGAAAGCACGACGAACUUUUUACUGAUUCUAUUAAGGACGAUCCCCGCUAUAUUAGUUCUAACACAACAACAGCGUCUUGUCGAGCCAAUGGCCUACGAGGCAUUUAUAAUGCAGGUGCCACCUGCUAUCAAAAUGUUGUUCUUCAAAGCUUUCUGCAUAACCCACUUUUGCGAAAUUUUUAUCUUAGUGAUGGGCACCAGAGCAAUGACUGUACUGUUUCACACUGCUUAAGCUGCGCUAUGGAUGACAUGUUUCAAGACUUUUACGCUCUGGAGAAUACCAACGGGUACACUGCCGCAAACAUACUAUCAGGCUUCUGGAUAUCAGAGAAAAAGGCAUUUGAAAAUCUUGUCACUACGAGGGAGCAAGAUGCUCAUGAGUUUUUCCAGUUUCUGGCAGAGGAACUUCAUGAGCGCAAUGGUGACGGAAAGAGGCCAGAGAUUGGCUCCGAGCAUAGCUGCAACUGUAUCAUCCAUCAAACAUUUUAUGGUAAGAUGCAGACGACAACAACUUGCCAGAACUGCAAAGGCACCACAAACACAGUACAGUCCUUCUUAGAUCUCAGCUUGGGCCUGGACACUUUGAUGCAGCGAAAGGCCAAGAAAACUGGGCAAAAAGCACCAGUUUUGACAUUGAAUGAUUGUCUGGAUGAGGAAUAUGUCAAAUUUGACAAAUGCGAGUAUAGGUGUCACAGCUGCUCAUCCACUCAACAAGCGAAGAGAUAUACAAGCAUCAAACGACUACCGAAUGUCCUUUCGGUACAGCUAAAGCGUUUUGAAUACAAGCAAGGCAGACAUGAUCGAGCCGCAUCCAAGAUCGACUACACGGUUCAGUUUCCGUUGCAACUGAGCAUGCUGCCUUAUACGAACAGAGUUCGCAGCCGGGACAACCGUGAAAGCCUGGAGCUGGAGAGAUCAUGUAUGUAUGAUCUCUUGAGUGUUAUAGUGCACGUCGGAGAAAUCGAGACUGGUCAUUAUGUAUCGUACUGUCGUGUCGGCGAUCAGUGGUUCAAAUUCAAUGAUCAUAAAGUGGAGCUGGCUACAAUUUCUGAAGUUUUGGGGGCUCAGGCUUAUUUGCUGUUUUAUAUCAUCCGUUCCUUAGCCUGA
Messenger RNA from Metarhizium brunneum ARSEF 3297, 1548 nucleotides. The record is from RefSeq and is a predicted model, not a curated record. Lineage: Eukaryota; Fungi; Ascomycota; Sordariomycetes; Hypocreales; Clavicipitaceae.